Molecule: messenger RNA, 366 nt
Organism: Striga asiatica
Lineage: Eukaryota; Viridiplantae; Streptophyta; Magnoliopsida; Lamiales; Orobanchaceae
Source: the annotation of a GenBank genome assembly
AUGUAUCGAUUUCUGUUGCAAAUUCACUUUUUUCAUCUGAAACCUAGGGUUUCUCUCUCUUUCUUUCUUCACCCCUGUGAAGAAAGCGAGUGGAAGGCGCAGCUCACGCACGGUUUUGUAACAAUAAAAUCGCUCCCUGAGAAAAGGCGAAGGCUAGUGGAAUCACUGCCAAUUUUAGUAAGAAAUGGUAAAGAAUCAAUAAAACUGAAAAUAUAUAUCUUUCUUUUCAAUCGUAGUCUUAACUGUAAUGAGGGUUCUAUGGGGACCCCCAGUUGUGUUGGACAAGAUGAGGAAUUGACCCAAAAGCUGCAGAGUUUCUCCCUGUCUGAAAAAAGAGCAUUCCUACAUCGAUAUAAGAAGAGAUGA